Messenger RNA from Sphaeramia orbicularis (orbiculate cardinalfish), 688 nucleotides. RefSeq names its product 6-pyruvoyltetrahydropterin synthase (gene pts). NCBI's taxonomy places the organism in Eukaryota, Metazoa, Chordata, Actinopteri, Kurtiformes, Apogonidae. Gene Ontology annotation, molecular function: 6-pyruvoyltetrahydropterin synthase activity. The transcript is spliced from 6 exons. The record is from RefSeq and is a predicted model, not a curated record. Bases 23 to 550 code for a protein of 175 amino acids. Gene Ontology annotation, biological process: tetrahydrobiopterin biosynthetic process. Gene Ontology annotation, cellular component: mitochondrion.
GAGUCACGGGGGAUGGGGCUUUAUGUGCGCCUUCAUCCCCCUCUCCUUCCGGGCCCUGCUGUGGAUUAUUCCUCGGCAUUGUCGUCUCCUUGUGUCUCUGACCAUGGCCGGACCCUCACAGACCCCCCAGGCCCAGGAGCGGAUCGGGUACAUCAGCCGGAUCCAGUGUUUCAGCGCGUGCCACCGACUCCACAGCAUCCACCUGAGUGAUGAGGAGAAUAAAAGAGUGUAUGGGAAAUGUAACAACCCAAACGGGCACGGACACAAUUACAAAGUGGAAGUGACCGUACGUGGAAAGAUUGAUCGUCUUACCGGCAUGGUCAUGAACCUCACAGACCUGAAGAAAUGCAUUGAGGAUGUCAUCAUGACACCUCUGGACCAUAAAAACCUGGACAAAGACGUCCCAUACUUUGCCAACGUUGUCAGUACAACUGAGAACGUAGCUGUUUACAUCUGGGACAACAUGGCCAAGGCGCUGCCACCCAACCUCCUCUAUGAGAUUAAGAUUCACGAAACGGAUAAAAACGUGGUUGUAUAUCGAGGAGAGUAGAAGCAGGAUGUUGAUAUCAUCUCUGAAUUAGCAGACGGACCAAGACACACACAAGUGCCAUCUACUGUUUUUUCCAGCUGACGAUCAUAGUUUCUAUACCAAAGAUUUUUUUAAAAGAAAAAAUUGUUCUUUGAUGGA